Messenger RNA from Parnassius mnemosyne (clouded apollo), 6113 nucleotides. NCBI's taxonomy places the organism in Eukaryota, Metazoa, Arthropoda, Insecta, Lepidoptera, Papilionidae. The record is from the annotation of a GenBank genome assembly.
GAUUUGAUUUGUUUGUGUGUUGUGAUUAUAACUUGUACGGAGAAAUGUUUUGCAAAAAUAAUUUCUUUAUUUAAAUAUAAAUACUUUUUAGAUCUUGCAUUUGUAUGUGUGUAUAACAAAACUGUUGUUAAUGAUCGCUAAAGUUUUCUUUGAAAAUCUCUUAAAGUAUAAAUGUGUAUAUUGCUUGUUUUAAAAGUCAAAGACUUCGUUUACAUUGCUUUUCUAUGUAAUAAUGGCCAAAGUAGAUUCUACCGGUAGAGGAAAUCCAGACUGUUUGAAUGUGGACUUUAUGCGUUCUUUAGUGAAGCAGUAUUCUGAAUUGGGACAAUGGACCAGUGCAUUCUUCUGGGCGGAUGCGGCGGCGGCGGCCGGCAACGAUACCGUAAGCGGCGAUGACAUAUGGCUGCUAGCUAGUGCGAUGCUCGCCAGGGGAGAGUUACAUCGAGCCGCUCACACUGUCACCUCCAGAGGAUUACAUAGGUUGUAUGUCCAUAUAUACUUUUUUUAAAUGUUACCUAUACGGCUCCGUGGCGCAGUGGCUUAGUAAUGAGUUGUUGCGUUGGGGGCCGCGGGUUCGAAUCCCGCACGGAACAAGUAUUUGUCUGGCCUACAAAUAAUUGUUCCACGCCGCCCGUGUAAAUACCUACGCGAGCGAUGGCAUCGCUUGACAUAAAAGGCGUUUCACAACUGUUAGACUGUUAGAUCUUUAAACUGUGCUAAUACACUGCAUAAUGUUACUAUUUGGCAAAGUAUACGUGGUAGAGCCAUACUACAGCUAUAUUGAUAGUAUAGUUGUAGCACUAAUUGGUCGGCUCGACCGUGAUAGGACCACGCUCUCACAGAAUACCAGCGUAAAAUAGCAGCUUAACAAUGCUGUGUUUCGUUUUGUGAGUGUAGAGAACCGGAGACCUUUUUCACUGGAAGAGAGAUUCCAUCUUAGUCCUCACAGCUGACAAUGCAUCUGCAUUGUAUUCGUUAACGAGGAUAGAUGUAGAUCUAUAUGGGCCACAGCAACAAUUUACCAUCAGGUGGAAUGUGUGCUUGCUUGUCACCCUUAUACUAUCAAUGCAUCUGCAUUGUAUUCGUUAACGAGGAUAGAUGUAGAUGUAUAUGGGCCACAGCAACCAUUUACCAUCAGGUGGAAUGUGUGCUUGCUUGUUACCCUUAUACUAUAAAAAAAAGUCCACAUGUAAAGGUUCUGUUAGCAGUACAUGUAUUUGAACCAUCUUUAACAGCCUUUUAGAUCCACUGUUGGACUUUCCAAGAAUGCACAUCCAUUCGGCAUUCAUUUCUUGGAAGAGUUCCCCAUACUUACCACAAUAGGCAGGCUGGUUAGUGAUCGCAGAGUUGAUGCCCUCAGCCUGUUCAUGCUGCUUCCCAUCAUGGUUGAUUGUGGACCCUCGGAGCUUUUUUAUUAGUUAGGUAGGAAUUUGAAGAAGUUAUUUAAUUUCUAUAUCUGGUGCUGUUAUUACAUUACUUAAACAUUAGGAGUAAACCAAUACAUAACUAGCUCUUUGUUAUAAUAGGAGGCAUCUUCUAUGCUUGGGUGUGGCACUGCGAGCCUACAUCGCGGCAAAGGAGCCUGCAACUGCAUUAUCCUUAAUAGAAGAAUGUGAUACGCAGUUACUGGAGCCACGCAACCAUGACCAAACACACAAUGUAAGUUAUCGUAAUAAAAUAGUCCUAUCCUACUAAUAUUAUACAAGUGAAGGUUUGUGAGGAUGUAUGGACGUUUGUUACUCUUUCCCGCCAAAACUACGAAAUGGAUUUCUAUGAAACAUUACAAUUAUAUAGCUUAUACAUCAGAAUAACAUAAAAGCUAUAACUCAUAAAGAUAUUGUGUAAAUGUUAAGUCGAAAAAAAUCUGUCAACUGCGAGCUAUUUUGGCGUGCGGUGCAAAAACUGUAAGAGUUACACGAAUAUAGUGUAUGGUGGAAUUGUUUCUCCUAAAUAGAAGGCAUAGAAUUAAAAAUUAAAAAUUUUGUACAACCCACUUCAAUAUAAAUUAUAAAGAAUAACUCAAAAACUAUCGGUCAGACCUUGAUGAAAUUUAUAUGGAACCACAUGUGAAGCACCAGCUUCCAAAUAAAAAAAGAAUCAUCGAAAUCGGUUCACCCAGUAAAAAGUUAUGAGGUACACACAUAAAAAAAAACAUAGAGUCUAAUUGAGUACCAGCUCCUUUUUGAAGUUGGUAGAAAAGUCCGCGACAGUAUAGUUUAUGUGUAAGCCAAGGAGUAACUUAUGCUACUUUUAUUCUAGGGUUCCGCACAUAAUAAUUCCACGCGGACGAAGUCGCGGGGAACAGCUAGUAUUAUAUAUAAUUAUUUUUUUUACUAGUGAAUUUAUUAUUAAUCAUUAAUAAUGUAUGUAAGCCGUGGUAGCUCAGGGGUUAAACGCUCGCGGUAAAUUUCACAGUACGCGAGCAACCCAGGUGCUGAUUUACCACGUGCUCGGCGGUGAAGGAAAACAUCGUGAGGGAACCUGUAUCUAUGUCUGAGAUAAGAAAAAAAAUGUUUGGAAGACAUGUGAAGUUUGCCAACACGCAUGGAGCAAGCGCGGCGGACAUUUAUUACACUAAAACUCUCUCAGAAAUGAGAGGAGGCCUGUGCCCAGCAGUGGGACGUAUAUACGCUGUAACUUUAUUGUAUGUAAGCUGCUUUUGACUGCCUCGUUGGUUUAUUGAUCGUAAGGAUGCGGAGAGUUCUGGUAAUGUGAUCGUCAAUUUGUCAUCAUUUCCAGCUGUGUACUUUAACGAGCUGAAGAAGAAGAAAGUAGAUAGUUUGGUUCUACACACUUUUCUGCAGGCAAUACAAUUACAGGCUGUGAGAUAUUUCAUCUUAGGUGUCAGGUGACCAUGCAUUUGUGGACUUCUUCGUUAGAACUAGUUUGUAAAUGCACUGUAUACUUGUUCACCGCCAUCAUCGUCAUCACAAUCACCACCACCAACACCACCACCACAAUCGCCACCACCACAACCGUCACCACCACCACUCACAUCACCUCCACCACCAACACUCGCCAUCAUCACCACCACCACAAUCGCCACCACCGUCACCACCACCACUCAUCACCGCCACCAUCACUGCCACCGCCACCAUUAACACAACCGCCACCAUUAACACAACCGCCACCAUCACCACCACUUUCACCACCACCCCUCUAAUCACCGCCACCACCACAUUCGCCAACACUACCGUCACCUCCACCACCGUCACCAUCACUACCACUACCAUCACCACCAAUACCAUCGCCACCGCCACCACCACCGCCGUCACUACCCUACCAUCACCAUCAUCACCAUCACCACAGUCUUUAACAAUUCCACUGCUAGACUAAGGCCGCCCCGUAGGAAUGCCACAAAGCAAGGCCCUGAGCCUCAUGUAUCUAUGGAAUAAAGCAAACUUUACGGAUUUUCCCGACGUUCCCAUCCACUUCCCGCUUUUCUUACCAGCACAUCGUCACGCCAUCUAGUGAGGACUGCAUUUCGAGCUGUGAGCUAAUAUUAUAAAAUAGUCUCUUUAUAGUGAUUUUACAAUUAGGUAGUUUAGUUUUAAAGUCAAGUAAAGUACAACGCGCUGCACCAUUGCAUAUUGGCGCACUUCACAUGUCCUCAAAAUAUUUUGUUCCUCAGAUGUACCGUUUUCUCCACAGUGAUUUCCUUCACUGCCUAGCAUGUUAUAAUUCAACUCAUAAAACUGCAACUAACAAUUCCAUUGGGGUCGGCGGGGAUCGAACCCGCACCCGGGUGCAUGCUAGCUACCACGGCCCAGUGAGUAUUUUACAGUAAGCCAAUGAAGUUUUUUUUGUUAAAACCAGAGAGCUCUAGCUGGAGUAUUGGUAUGGCAAGCUCGAGCCCUUGCAGCUCUAGAACGACGAGAGGCAGCAGCCGAAGCACUUACGACAGCCUUACGAGCCGAUAGUGCUUGCUAUGAAGCACUGGAUUUGCUGCUGGAGCAGCAUGCACUCACACCAAGACAAGGUAAAGCUUUAAAUUUGUUAGUUUAGAAUUUAUUAGCGCAAGUAUGUUGGAUAUAUCAACAUUUAUCAUCAUUAUAGCCUUUCACACGUCCAUUACUGAACAUAUACCUUCCCCAAGUAAUGCAAUAAAGCAUGUUUUUUAUGUGGUUGGCUCAACCGGGGUAGGACCACGCUCUCACAGAAUACCAACGUAAAAUAGCAGCUUAAUGCUGUUGUGUUUCGUAUGGUUGGUUGUGGAGAACCGGAGACACUUUUUACUGGAAACAAGGCAUUCUAUCUCAGUCCUCAGGGGUGACAACGCAUCUGCAUUUUGAUUCUUAAUUGAGGAUAAAUGUAGAUGUCUAUGGGCCACAGCAUCCACUUACCAUCAAGUGGAUUGUGUGCACAUUUGUCACGCUAAUUCUAUAAAAAAAGUCGUCUGUUCACCUAAUGCAGAGUCGUCAUAAAUACACAGGUAUAUUAUGUUAAAUUAGCUGGUACCCAACGCUUUGCUGCCGCAUAAGAAAUAAUUGUGAAAAUAUCGUUUUAAAGAACAUCGGCCAAAUACGACCUGACCAAAAUAUGAAACGACCACCAAUAAUAGUGACUUAGGUGUAUAUUAAAUAACGUGGUCCAACUUAUUUUAUUGAAGCCGGUAAAAUAUUUUAGUUUUGUAAUGAAAAACCUCAUGUCCUUACUACUUUUUAUAGGUUUUGAACGCAUCUAAACCCGUUCCGUUUUAUCUGUGGUACAUGUUUCAUCAUAACACUAAAGUAACACUACCAUUAUGCGUUUACUUUUUUUAAACAUUGUUUUAUUGUAGAUUUUUUAUUUAUUUUUGUAGUGUAUUAUCAAUAAUAUCAUUUUUAGAUGGGGAUAUUCCGAAAUAAGUUGCAAACGAUAGGUUGACAGUAAAUAUAGAACACACUAAUACUUAGAACGGAACGUAUUAUGAGUCUCUAUGCAGUCUGUGGUAUUGUGACACGAGAGCUGUCAAAGCAUGAACAAAAAGUCAAAGCAAAGAAAAUAUUAGAAAGAUUAUUGAUUGAUUUUUGUGGUUUUAGCCAUUGGCUUGACUUAUUUAGUUAAGUAUAUAUAGUUUUCAUAUCAAUUGUUUUAGCUGAAGUUGUAGUCUGGCUGCAGUCAUGGCUACAUCAUAACCUCAAAAGUGACGAAAUAUAUAAGUGUAACGUUCUAUGAUCCCUGGCUUUUAAAUAACAUACUCGUAUUUUCAAUUUAGGAUUUAGAUUGGGCCCAGGGGGAACGGAUUAAUCCAUACACUAGUCAUGUUCGCGAUAUUUUAUAGCCAGGUCACAGCAUGUAUGGGCCGUGACCGAUGUUCUUUGUAACAGUUAUAUUAUUUAACAUUAGGAAUAAUAAUGCAUUCAUUGAAGUGGAAUGAUAUAUGACUUUGAAAUAAAUUUGUCGAUAUUAAUUGAACGAUAUGCGCGCCACCUACUGUAAUUUAAUUGUACUAUGCCUAUAAACUUCGCGGACGUGCAAGCAAUACGUUGACAAAGUUUAACCGCAAUCUGAUGGUAUGCAAUUAUGUUAGCGCAUAAAAUAUGAACAAACAAACAUUAAUUUAUACUGUGUCUAACGUGCCGUAACUGUGACACAGCAUAUUAAGGUCCACAGGUGAACACAGGCCGCCCCGAUAGAUUGCCUCAUACGGGGGAUAUUUGCCAUAGUUGCCACGCUUGGCGAGCGGGUCCAUCUCCUGAUCUGUUUUCCUCAGUCGCCUCUUACGACACCCACGGGAUGAUAUGGGGUAGUGGGUAUUCUUACACCGCCAUUAUACGGUACUCGACUAUUCUGGGGAAUUGCGACCAUCAUAUAAUAUGAUAUUGUUCAGGUUCCUUAAAACUGCUGUAGUUACGUGAAUGCUUUAGUUUUUUCUCAAAAUCUAUUCAUAUGUGAGAAGCAACAGUUAGCCUAAUAGCAGGGUGCGGACCGUAUACUCAAAAGGUCGUGGGUUCGAUUUCGACUAUUGUUGUGAAUCAUUAACACAAGCAUUUUAAGAUUACCAGGUAUGGUUAAAGGGAAUAUUAGUAAUGUGAUGGUUAUUAGUUUGAUUGUAGUUACUAAUGCUUUUAGCAUUGCUAGUUUCAUAUUGAAGUGAAAACAUCUUUAGAAUCGUUGUGAUUUGAAACUCG